Labeo rohita (rohu) is the source of this 1240-nucleotide messenger RNA. RefSeq lists its product as uncharacterized. The transcript has 3 exons. Bases 293 to 988 code for a protein of 231 amino acids. The record is from RefSeq and is a predicted model, not a curated record. Lineage: Eukaryota; Metazoa; Chordata; Actinopteri; Cypriniformes; Cyprinidae.
UUUAGCAAUUUUCCACUUUUCUUCUUUAACAUAUUUAAUUGUCAGAAAAAUGCAUUUAAUAGUUUAUAUCUGAUACUGGUUAAACAAUAAAACUGAGGAAUGUUUUCCUUUAUUAAAACCAAUUAAAGUCUCAAUAAAUGCCAUGAGAUUAUUUAUAAAUUAUACAUCAUGUUUAAAGAGUGUGUGCAUUUGACACUAGGACUGUCAGGCUUUAUUGUGGGAGGAUUCACACACCGCAUGAAGAGACUAAGAGUUUCCAGCUGAGAGAUUUUUCAACAAACAACUGAAGAAAAUGGUUUGCACAUUUGCUUUGUUCUGUUUGUGCUGGUGGUGUUUGACUGGUGUGUUUUGUGAGUCCGUGUCAGUGAUGGAGGGAGAUUCAGUCACUCUGAACACUGAUCUUACUGAAAUACAUGAAGACGAUGACAUACUGUGGAAAUUUGUGUAUGAAAAGUCUCUGAUAGCUCAAAUCAAGAGAAAGAAACAAAUCUUCCCUGAUGGGAGAUUCAGAGACAGACUAAAGAUGCACAGUCAGACUGGAUCUCUGACCAUCACAAACAUCACAACUGAACAUGCUGGACUCUAUGAAGUAAAGAUUAUUGGAGUAAAACGGUCAACAAAAACAUUCAGUGUUUCUGUCUAUGCUCAUCUGCCCACUCCUAACAUUACCAGAGAUCCUUCACAAAACCAUUUGUCAUCAUCAUCAUCAUCACAGCAGAAUUGUUCAUUGUUGUGUUCAGUGGUGGUAAAUUUGAGCCAUGCGACUCUCUCCUGGUACAAAGGAAACAGUUUAUUGUCCAGCAUCAGUGUGUCUGAUCUCAGCAUCAGUCUCUCUCUACCUCUGGAGGUGGAAUAUCAGGAUAAAAACACCUACAGCUGUGUGAUCAACAAUUCGGUCACUAACCAGACUCAACAUCUUCAAUAUCACUCAAAUAUGUCAUAUUCACUCAGGUACGAUAUAGUGAUGAUAGCAGGGAUUAUUUAUUAAGCUGAUCUCUGGUUUUGACAUAAAAAUAAACAGUCAUGAACGGGUUAGUUCACCCAAAAAUGAAAACUACCCCACAAUUUACUCACCCUCAAGCCAUCCUGUUUCUCAGAUGAAUACAAUCUGAGUUAUGUUCAAAAAGUUCUGGCUUCUUCAAGCCUCAUAAUGACAGUGAAUGGUGGAUGAGCUUUCUAGCUUCUGCCGUACGCUCGUUCCCAAGAGGUGAACGUGAUUUCACCAAGUACAACAUGUUCC